CUUGCUACCCUGUUCUUGGAGCCGGGUUUCACGGCACCCGGAGCGUCGGAAUGCUGGCAUCUCAUCCAAAACGCCAGUGUUCCCCUCGUCUUCGAGGACGACUUGGUCGCCCCCAGUUCAGUGGAUGGAAUCGUGGAGUUUGGCUUGUGGACGGAUCCUGCUCACCCCUUCCAAGUGUUGCGCCAGCUUUUCCCAGACGAGCCUUGUUUGAUCGAUACGACGGGUUUUCGAUUCUCGGUGGCUAUAUCCCGUCGUGCAACUGGUCGGGCUCUUCUCGUUCGCCUAUGGCGGCAGUUCCAGGGGUACUCCUACCACUCCACCGAGAGGGGCGACCUUGGUUUCGCCUUGUGGGAGCGUCGCCACUGGAUUAGGGGUAAAGCUGUCAAGGUGUAUAUCGACAACCUCGCCAGCACCCUCGGUCAGCGCAACGUGCAAGUCCUAGCGCUUCGACAAGCGUGGUCCAAGUACCACCGAGAGCGCAGUUAUCGUGCAGAUCGCUUGCGACGUCUUGUGCACGGGAGCCCGUGGUGGCGAUUCACCAUGUCGACGAAGAUGGCGGCAGUCUGUUUCGCCGUGAUGUUAGCGGAGACAGGAGCAAGAUGGAGCAUUUUGCUGAAACGGUCGACGAAGGCAAGCACAUCAGCCGUAUCCGGUCGAUUGAGGACUCUCGACGCCCAUGAACCUUGGCGCAACUGUUGGAUCGACGUUCCCUCUCUGCAUCCGUACAACACUCUGUUCGCACCCUGCAAC
This is a messenger RNA of Phytophthora sojae, 750 nucleotides long. RefSeq lists its product as hypothetical. The record is from RefSeq and is a predicted model, not a curated record. The annotation marks the transcript as partial. The transcript has 3 exons. NCBI's taxonomy places the organism in Eukaryota, Oomycota, Peronosporomycetes, Peronosporales, Peronosporaceae.